AUGGAGGAUGUUUUGCCAACCAAGCGAGUAGACCCUAAGUCGUAUGAGCUAUUCUACUGGAGAAAUUUUUUUUCGAAAGAAAUAGAUAAGGAACAUAACUCAUUAGUAGAAAUAACAUCAUGUAAUACGGUAAAGUUAAGAAAUGUAAAAAUUAAUAGUACUAUUCUUAAUGGUUUCAUAAAAAUAGAUCAUUACAUGUGUCCAUAUUUUUAUAAAAAUUUUGUUAUUUCAAAUGAUAAAAAGAAAUAUGAAGGAUCAUUUAGAAAUAGACACAUUGAGGGAGUUGGUAAAAUUAUAACAGAUCAUUUUAUAUAUGAAGGAUAUAUAUAUAGGGGCAAAAAAUGGAAAAGGGGCAAAUGUUCCUUCAUACAUUUUGAUAAAGGGGGAAAACAGAAUAUUAUAUAUGAAGGUUUCUGGGUGAAUAAUAAGAGAAAUGGAUGGGGUACGUUAAAACUUGUUAAUAAGGAUCAAGUCAAGUUAAUAAUGUAUAAAGGCUUUUGGAAAAACAACGAAAGGGAUUUUUACGGUAUUCAGUAUUACAAUGAUAAUUCUGUUUAUUUCGGUUACUGGAAAAGAAAUAAAAAAUUUGGAUUUGGAAAAAUGGUAUGGUAUUUCGACUCAAAGGGGGGUUCAAAAGGUAAAUUUGUGGAAAACUUACAAGAGUCAAUCAAAAUGAGGAAACAUGACUUAAUGGGGGAUGUUGACAAUGAGGGGUGGACUAACGUAAUAGAAAGACCUAACAUAAUCGAAAGGACCACAUUAAUGGGGAGAAAAACUGCCGCUUCUAGACUGUACAACACAUACUUGGGUGAGUGGAAAAAUGAUAAGUUUCAUGGAUAUGGCACGUAUAUAUGGUUUUUUAAAAAAAAAAAAAAUGAAAUAAUUUACCAAAAUGAAAAAUAUGAUCAAUAUUCGGGAUACUGGAGAAAGGGAAAGAAAAAUGGCUACGGUAUUUUCUAUUACAAUUGUGGUAAGAAAUAUAUAGGUAUGUGGAAAGAUAAUAAGAAGGAUGGGGUUGGAUACUUUAUAAAAUUAAACGGAAUAGUGUCUAAGUGCUUAUACAAAAGUGGUAAACUUAUAUCUGAUAUUGACCUGAAUGUUCCUUACAGAAUUAAUAACACAUAUACCAACUCAUUAUGUAGAGUCAUAAAUUUGUUUUUCUUUAAAAAAUAUUUCAAUAUAACAAAUAAAAAGAUCGAGUUUGUGUAUAAAGUCAUCUACGCGAAUUUUCCCCUUCUGGUGGAUAUAUACAACAGGUAUAAAAAGAAGAAUGGGAAGCAAAGGUAUAAGCAGAAACAAACUAACAGGAAAACUCAUAACCAAGCGCGCAGUCAAAAUUACCAGGGAACCUUCCAUUUGCACAAUUUAUGGAAUAUGUUUUACCAUGCCAAUAUUAUUAAUUACCACUUCACUUUGUGCUCAUUGAACAAGUUAGUUACUGACCAUACUUCCAUGUGUGAACACCUUGAAAUGUUCAAUUUGUUGGUGAAUGAGAAGGAAUCAACUCGUAUGGACGAAAUUUUAAUUAAUGAAAAAGAUUUAGUAAAAAGCUUCUUCAAGUCAAAGCACCUUCUAAAUAUACCUGUCUUGUCUUCUUCCCUUCGUAUGAGGAUGAAACAAAACGGUACUUUUUCUCAUAAGGACGAUGAAAAGAAUGUUUUCAAUAGUACUGAGGAUUGCCAAAAUGCAAUAUUACCAUAUAGCACUUAUGGUAACAGCGAGGCGGGUACUCGUGCAUAUGAAGAGGUUUCCACUAGUGAAUGCAUAGUACGUGAUGAUAAGGUUAGUUCAAAAAAGACUAACUUUUCAUUACAACACUAUAACAAGGUGAAGAGCAAAUCAAAUAAAAACCUACUAUUUGUCCAUAUGAAUUAUAUUAUUUUUAAUAAAAAUUUGAUAAGCUUAAAAAAAAAUUGUACAAAUUUAUAUAAACACUACUGGAAAGAGUGUUGUAUGCACAAAAGGGAAAGUCAUACCAUUUUACAAAAAAUGUUUAUCAUAUUGUUAAGAAAUAAAAAAAAUAAUAAUAAUUGUUAUUUAUACUAUGUUCUAGUUAGCUUAUUUCAGUACAAUUCCCCCUUGUUAUAUUUUCUUUUUCGCCCGCAUAAUAAGAAAUGGAGCAAAUGGAAGAAGUACUCUCAUAAGCGAACUGCUGAUAGGAACAACACUUUUUCUUCUGACCAUCAAAUGAGCAAAGAUGAUUACAAAAAUGGAGGAAUGAAACGAACGAAUGUGGAAGAAAAUAUUAACAAUGAAGUAUGCAAUCCGGUGAAGGAAAUGGCAUCAGGUUAUUUUAAAAAUGAACGUGUAGCUGUACAAUUGAAGGAUAAAAAAAUGGUAACACAUUUGAAUAACAUAAUUUCUUUUCUAAAUGUAAAUAGAUGUUAUAUACAUGACGAAAAAAGGAAAAUAAGUUUUAAUUGUUUCAUUUUUACCCUUGUUCAUAUAUCAAUACGCAUGAGCAAUUUUGGUGAUAUGACCCAAGUCUUCCUUAACUUGAUUAACUCAUUGAAAAGGCUCUCAUUCAAAAGAGACGGUAAGAAGCUAUUGGAUAAUGACAACAACAACAUGUUUAGAAAAAGAAUAACAGAGGUAGAAAAAAAGAAGAAGAAAAAUUUAUAUAAUAUGGACAUAAUAAAGUAUGUUACUACAAAAUGUACCAGAAAUGGUAUGAUGAAAAGAAAUAUUGUGGGUAAAAACAAUAACAUAUGUAAUAACUUUUUAAAAAUCAGUCAUACGCUGGAAAAUACUACAGGUAAAAAAAAGGAAGAACUAAAUAUGAGGAGAAAACAUGAAAAUAUAACGAAUGAAAAGAACGGAAAAAAAAAAAAUUUUAUGACAUGUGCUGUAUGCUGUUAUCAUGAUAAACAGAUAAGCAAAUUUUGUAAAAGAAAGACUAACUGUGCGCCAUAUUUACAGAGGAAAGAAAGAACAUAUCGUUUUUCAAACGAGGAGAAAAGUAGUAAAGAGCUAGUAAACAUUUUGAAUAUUUUCGCUUAUUAUUAUAUUUUUUACUUUUUAAUAUUUGAAUCAGGGGAAAAAAGUUUUUCAAUUUUUAGCACAAAAUUAAAUGUGUCCAUGCGGCUAAGAGAUAUAUUAAUAUUUCUAUUUCAGUUGAAAUUAAUAAAAAAAAAUAAAGUGAAAAAUAACGUAACAUGUGUUAAUUUAGACACUUACUCAUUAUUACACAAAAAAGGAGGGAAAAAAAAAUUAAAUGUCAAAAUUUGGAAUUUCCUGACAGGUGCAUGUGGAAAUGAAAAAAAUGAAAAAAAUGAAGAAAAUGAAGAAAAUGAAGAAAACGUGUCAGGAAAAGUCUGUACAGUGCAGGCUGGUAAAAAUAGGGAACAUAUUGAUGAUAACAUGGAAGAAAAACAAGAGAAAUUAAACUCAGGUUGUACAUCAAAAAGUGGGAAACAAACAAAAAACAUUGAAAUAAGAAGUGAAAAAAAAGGUAGCAAAAAGGACAGUAGAAGUGUGCACAGUGUUAUAAGUCGUGCGAAUGGUGAAGCUACAACAAAUUUAGAAAGUGAGAAAUGCACGAAAAAUGGCGAUGGUCGUAAUGAUCGUAAUGAUGGUGAUAAUUGUGGUAACCAUGAUUGUCGUCUCUAUUAUAACAAUAACAGUGAGCACAAUGCGCAAACGGACAAAAAAAACAAUUUGCAAUUCGUAAAUUUAUCCAGAAAAAAGAACAUUUACAUGAACAGUUCAGGAAAAAACAAGGCUAGUAAUAAAAAAGCUUUAAAUAAAUUUUCAAGCAUAUUUUAUUUGUCCUUUUUUGAAAUUUUGGCAAUUUUUUGUGAUAUAUUCAACUGCAAGAAUUUACAUUUAAUAAAUACCACUUGCUAUAAUUUGUACGCAACCAAGUUAAAAAAAAAAAAAAGAAGAAAGAAAAUAAGUAAAUGUCGUUUAAAAAAUAAUGUGGUACACUAUAUUAUGAUAUUAGAACAGGAACGAAAAAAAUUUCUGGUCAAAUUUUCCCAGUGUGCAGGAGGGAAGACGCUCAACGGGAAAAAACUAUGCAGCGGGAAAAUGAUCAGUGGGAAAUCUUUAAAAAAUGAGCGAAUAAGAAAUGGUAUGAAAAAGCGUGCCUGUCGUGUUCAUACAAAGUUAUACAAAGAAAAAGCGCUAAAUAGAUUAAAUGAAAAAUUGGACGAACUGUGCAAAUUGGACCACUUGGACCAAAUAUAUAAAAUAGACAGAAUAGACAGAAUAGACAGAAUAGGCAGAAUAGACAGAAUAGACAAAAUAGACAAAAUAGACAGAAUAGACAGAAUAGACAGAAUAGACAAAAUAGACAAAAUAACAUGGGAACAGGGAUUGACGGGUGAACAUAUUCAGAGUAAACCCCCUGGCUCACCUGAAAAAGCAAAAAAAAGAAAUGACAUAGGAGGUAAAAGUACAAAGUGCUUAAAAAAAAAAAAGGCUUACUGUUCAGAAGAGGAUAACAAAUGUAUUGAAUUAAGGAAGAGUGAACACGUACUUCAUACAAAUGUUAUUAUUAAAAGAAAAAGUGAAAUAAAAAUAUUAACACACUCUUUGAAAAGGAAAUUUAUAAAUUCUCAUAAAAAUUAUAUGAAUGUUUUAGAUUAUUAUAACAUUUAUAUAACUCCUUAUGAGUUCCUUUUGUUUUUUUUAAAAUUUGUUGAAAGAGUGAAAAGAAAAAAAAACAUUAACAGUUCAUACAAUGACGUGCUAUUUUUUUUUAUUUUCCACAUUUUGUUAUAUAGAACAUUUCAGCUAGCCAAAAAAAAAAAAUAA
Messenger RNA from Plasmodium malariae, 4758 nucleotides. RefSeq names its product conserved Plasmodium protein, unknown function. The record is from RefSeq and is a predicted model, not a curated record. The transcript is spliced from 2 exons. NCBI's taxonomy places the organism in Eukaryota, Apicomplexa, Aconoidasida, Haemosporida, Plasmodiidae. The coding region runs from base 1 to 4758 and encodes 1585 amino acids.